This is a messenger RNA of Pipistrellus kuhlii (Kuhl's pipistrelle), 2460 nucleotides long. RefSeq names its product cytochrome P450 4F3. The coding region runs from base 279 to 2042 and encodes 587 amino acids. Gene Ontology annotation, molecular function: heme binding; monooxygenase activity; iron ion binding. The transcript has 12 exons. NCBI's taxonomy places the organism in Eukaryota, Metazoa, Chordata, Mammalia, Chiroptera, Vespertilionidae. The record is from RefSeq and is a predicted model, not a curated record.
CUGAGAGUCCUUGGCCUGGGGCGGGGAGGGCCGCUGGUCUCUGCAAUUGCAGCUCCUGGGAGCAAGCUGGCCGGGGAUGGUGGUUUCCUUGUAACUGGAGCCGCCACUGGCGACCUCCCACAGGCUAAUUCUUGUUGGGCGUUUCUUCAUUAGCCUUUCUCUUUCUCCCUUCCCCUUCUCUCCAUGUCCCUGUCUCUCUCCCUCUAUCUCUUCCUCUAUCUGCCUCUCUUUCGCUCUCCCUCUGAAUUUCCCUGGCUCUCCCUUCCCUUCUGAGCCCCAUGCCCUGUCAUCUGCCCCUAACCCCCCUUUCUCUCUGUAGGCGGGUCUCUGCCCCUGAGCUUCCCUCUGUAGGCGGGUCUCUGCCCCUGAGCUUCCUCAUUACGAUUCCCAGUCCCCGUUCUAGGCCUCAGGAGCUCACCCUCUGCCUGCCCUGCAAGAUGCUGCAGCUGAGCCUGUCCUGGCUGGGACUGGGGACGCUGGCAGCCUCCCCGUGGCUACUCCUGCUGCUGCUGGGAGCCUCUUGGCUCCUGGCCCGCUUCCUGGCCUGGAUCUACACCAUCUAUGACAACUCUCAUCGCCUCCGAUGUUUCCCGCAGCCCCCAAAGCGGAACUGGUUUUGGGGUCACAUGGGCAUGGUGAAGAGCAAUGAGGAGGGCUUGCGGCUGAUCGAGGAGCUGGGCCACUACUUCCGUGAUGUCCACCUCUGGUGGAUGGGGCCUUUCUACCCUGUCCUGCGGCUCGUUCAUCCUAAGUAUGUGGCCCCCCUGCUCCAGGCCCCAGCUACCGUCGCACCCAAGGACAUGGUCUUCUAUAGCUUCAUGAAGCCCUGGCUGGGAGAUGGGCUUCUGCUGAGUGCUGGUGACAAGUGGAGCCACCACCGCCGCCUGCUGACCCCCGCCUUCCACUUUGAAAUCUUGAAGCCCUACAUGAAGAUCUUCAACAAGAGCACAGACAUCAUGCACGCCAAGUGGAAGCGCCUGGCCUCAGAGGGCAGCACCCGCUUGGAUAUGUUUGAGCACAUCAGCCUCAUGACCCUGGACAGUCUGCAGAAAUGUGUCUUCAGUUUUGACAGCAAUUGCCAAGAGAGGCCCAGCGAAUAUAUUGCUGCCAUCUUGGAGCUCAGUGCCCUGGUGACAAAGCGGGCCCAGCAGAUAUUCUUGCACCUGGACUUCCUGUACUACCUCACCCCUGACGGGUGGCGCUUCCGCCGGGCCUGCCGCCUGGUGCACGAGUUCACGGACGCCGUCAUCCGGGAGCGGCGGCGCAUCCUCACGAGACAGGGUUCCCACGCCUUUCUCAAAGCCAAGGCCAAGGCCAGGACUCUGGACUUCAUUGAUGUGCUCCUGCUGGCCAAGGAUGAAAACGGGAAGGGGCUGUCGGAUGAGGACAUCCGAGCUGAGGCUGACACCUUCAUGUUUGAGGGCCAUGACACCACUGCCAGCGGCCUCUCCUGGGUCCUGUACAACCUCGCGAGGCACCCGGAAUACCAGGAGCGCUGCCGGCAGGAGGUGCGACAGCUGCUGGGCGACCGUGAGCCUCCAGAGAUAGAAUGGGACGACCUGGCCCGGCUGCCCUUCCUGACCAUGUGCAUCAAGGAGAGCCUGCGCCUGCACCCCCCGGUCACCGUCAUCUCCCGCUGCUGCACCCAGGACGUCUUGCUUCCUGAUGGCCGGGUCAUCCCCAAAGGAAACAUCUGUGUCAUCAGCAUCUUCGGGGUUCAUCACAACCCGUCAGUCUGGCCGAACCCUGAGGUAUACAACCCCUUCCGCUUUGACCCUGAAACACCCCAGAAGAGGUCACCUCUGGCAUUUAUUCCCUUCUCAGUGGGGCCCAGGAACUGCAUCGGGCAGACGUUCGCCAUGGCAGAGAUGAAGGUGGUGCUGGCGCUCACGCUGCUGCGCUUCCGCGUCCUGUGCGACGAGGCCCCGCCGCGCAGGAAGCCCGAGCUCAUCCUGCGUGCAGAGGGCGGCCUGUGGCUGCGGGUGGAGCCGCUGCGCGCGGACCCGCCCCGACCCUGCACACAGCCCCUCGCAGAUUCCUAGGAGAAAACCCAGCUGUCACCACCCCUGCUGCAGCCUCACUGAGAGCCAGGGCUGCGGGGACCCAGGGCGGGGGCGUGGCUGGGUGGAGGGGGCUGGUGUCUCUAGCAGACCACAGGGCCCACACCAAUCGAACGGCGGGUUCUCCCUGAGCCCACGCAUGGACUUGAUAGCUUGGGUAAUGGGGAGUCCCCGGGAGGUGUUUCAGCAGGAAGGAGCCAGGCGGAAGGACGGAUCCACGGGGCACAUUUGGGGCCCUGAGUCACACAGGAGGACCCAACGUGACACCACGCACACUGGCCAUGCUGACCUCAGUUCUGACCUCCUAACAUACCCAGGCCUUUCUCAGGAUCCUUCCCAAUGUCUCUGUGGUCACUCUGUUACACUGUUUACUUCAACAGAACAAGCCUGAUGGCUUUAU